UACGUGAAACGAAGGGCACGAGCAAAACCAGGACACUGAAAAGGACUGGGGUGGCGCAGAAUCGAAUAAACUCUGUAUUUUGAAAGUUGUGGUUAUUUCCAACCCUACCGAGUUCGAUUAUAACGGACGGUUCGAUGAAUGCUCGAAUCCAUUAAAGCGGUUAAUUCACAGAAAGAAGACCGUGGAGGCUGGGCAGAUCUUCAACUGCUAUAAGGAUUCUCAAAUUCUUCAUGGGGUACAGUUGCAGAAUGCUAUGGGCUUUGUUUGAAUAAGUCAUUUGUAUGAAACUGGUAACUCCCACUCUGGGUCAGACAUGUCUGUGAUAGUGGGAGCGGGGCAGUUCAUAGCCCAGAGGGUCACCAGAAGCAUCACCUACUACUGCACCAGCCGGACACCAAGGGGCGAUACCCCCUCUCCUCCUACCAUCUCCCCCACCUCCUCCCAUCUAGAUGCUCCUUUUCCCUCACCCUCGUACUCCCUCUCCACCCCCUUGCCCUCUCACCACGACGUUUCCUCAGUUCUCACCCCUUCCGCUUUGGAUGUACCAACCCUCUCUCCAUCCUCAACCUCCUCCCACCGUCCCCUCCUCCUCCUCCCACCGUCCCCUCCUCCUGCUCCUCCCAUGGCUGGGCGCCCGACCGGGGGCCAUGGCGAAGUACCGGAACCUCUACCUGGAACGCGGCCUGGACAUCCUAUCUGUGGAGAGCACCGUGUGGCACUUCCUGUGGCCUCGCUGGGGGCUGGAGUAUGGGACCGAGGUCCUGGAGGUCCUUGACGACCCGCGUUUCAAAGGGCGCCCCCUUCUGGUCCACGCCUUCUCCAUCGGCGGGUACACCUUCACCCAGCUGCUCAGCCAGAUGGUCAGGGAGCCACACAAGUACCCGGGCCUGGCCCAACGGGUUGUAGGACAUGUCUAUGACAGCCUGGUGAUCGGGUCGCUGGAGCAUAUGGCUACAGGCCUGGGCAAGACCCUGUUCCCUCGUAUGGAGCCCCUGGUGCGAUACACCGCUCUGCUCUACUUCUGGCUCUUCAAGUCCCAGACGGUGCACUACUACGACAACUCAGUCCAGGUCUUCUACAACAGCCCUGUCACCGCCCCGGCGCUCUUCUUCUUCUGCGAGAACGACGCGCUGUGCGACCCCGUCGCCAUGGAGGCGGUCCUCGACUUCUGGAGGAAGCGGGGCGUUGCUGUGGAAACCAGGAAGUGGAAGGAGUCUGUGCACGCUGCUCAUCUAUGCUGUCACCCGGAGGAGUACCUGUCCACAUUGGAGACAUUUUUUAACUCGCUCAACGUCGCCCCCUUCAGGGCUAAGAUGUAAAUGGCUCAUGUGCUAAUCACAGUGAGGGGUUUGAUAAUUCAAUAAAUCCUGCAUACUCAUGCUCCAAAACAAAUGUUAUAACAGAUGUUAUAACAAUAUUAUAACAUAGUAUAACAUAGUGUAGUCAUGUAGCAUGUAAACUUUUAUCCAUAGAAACUUGGUUGACACAUACCCAGCAUAUGGGUCACGAGGGACUCAAACCCACAACACACUAGUUUUACUUCCCUGUUGCUAUAACAGCAACAUAUCCAAGCCUAACUCCUAGCAUGUGUUUUGACUGUGCUACGCAUUAUUAUCUAUUUGUACAGAUAUAGGAUCUUAAUUUGACCAGCAUUGUCGUAGCAAAAUAAUUAAUAUUUAGUCCAUAAUGUUUCUUGAUCAGUGGUCAGGCUAUUAAAAGUUGGCAACAUGAAAAGUGCAGUUCAGUUAAUAUAAGUGUGUUAGUGUGGGUUUUCAGUGAAUUUUCUGUGAAUGUAUGUAAAUCACGAAGCUCAUCUUCAUUUCCUGAAAAAUUCUCAGCAACAAGAGUGAUCAAAUUAAGUUACUAUAUCUGUAUGUGAGCUUACACAAUAUUGUCCAUGACACAGUCCAUACGCACCAGAUAACAGCAAGGUCACUAUCUUUAAGGUGAAACACGACAGACACAACUCACUAUACAUUGAUUUGCAAGAGAUUUAUUUAGUAUUUAUUGUAAUUGUUUUUACAUGAGUGUAUAUAUAUAUAUAUUCAUUCUCAAUAGCUGGUGACAAGGAGUACAGUGGGAGAGAGAGGGAGAGGAAACAUUUUGAAGAUGAGAAUGAACUAAAGAGGAGGAAUACAGAAAGAAGGAGUGUGAGGGUAACAAGAAAGGGAAGAAAUAGAUAGAAAAGAAACACAGGAGAUAGGGAAGAGAUAAUAUGUGAGAGGUGGAAGAAAGAGAGAUAGUUCAUGCCUGUCAAUUCAAUGAGUGGUGAGUGCCAAACAAUCUGUGGGGGGUUUUCUUAUCAGGCAUUUCUGGCAUCUGUUGCAUAUUUAAUCUAGUUUGUAUUAAACUUUUUAAGUCUGUUUUGUUCGCACAAAACUGAGCGUUCUUUAUGAGGAAGCAAAGUUAAGUAUGUGAUGAUAUACAGUAUCAUGGCCAAGGGUACAUGCUGUGAACUCCCAUAUGAUAUUUACUGCACACACCCCAGUUGGCAUGGGUUUGGCACUUGAGGAACAACCA
Molecule: messenger RNA, 2520 nt
Organism: Salmo salar (Atlantic salmon)
Lineage: Eukaryota; Metazoa; Chordata; Actinopteri; Salmoniformes; Salmonidae
Product: transmembrane protein 53-like
Molecular function (GO): serine hydrolase activity
Source: RefSeq, a predicted model, not a curated record